AUGGCUUUACCAUUUUUACCUAUGGAAGAAAUAGAAUUCGCAUUCGAGGAGUUAAUGGAACAAUCACCAACUGUGGUUAGUCCUCUGAUUGGAUACUUUAAGAAUUAUUGGAUGACACAGAUGUCCAUUAACAUGUGAAGUGUAUCUCAUUUAGAUACACGAACAAAUAACAGUGUCGAAGGUAAUUUUGCCUUAAUUUCACCUGCUUUCUUAAAAAUUUCUUUUGUAAGUUAGCACAACCGUUUUAACAAAAGGAUAAAUCAACAUCAUCCGAAUAUUUGACACUUCAUUUCUGUUAUUAACCUCUUGGAUACUGCUGUCUUCAAUUGAAGACAAGCAGAACGAAAGAAUUUUUUUUUUCGUUCUGUCGUAUUGAUAAACAGCUGUGAAACGAAAUGUUGAUUAAUGUGCCUGUAUCAGUCC
Molecule: messenger RNA, 423 nt
Organism: Rotaria sp. Silwood2
Lineage: Eukaryota; Metazoa; Rotifera; Eurotatoria; Philodinida; Philodinidae
Source: the annotation of a GenBank genome assembly